CGGAAUCGGAACAUUCCGAGUUGAAAAGCUGAUCGGCAUCAACACAAUCCACAUUCAGAUGAAAGCUGUACAUUCAGUAGAUCUGACCUGCAUAGAAAUACUGAACAGAACAUGAUUAAACAGAAAGAAGAGAAGGGAAUGGAGAGGAAGGUGGACGCGAUGUCCUGCAACAUCGUCAAUGAGCUGCGGUUAGAGAAGCAGCUCUGUGACAUAGUCAUCAUGGUGGACGGCGCCGAGUUCCACGUGCACAAGAUCAUCCUGUGCGGCUGCAGCCCGUACUUCAUGGCUCUCUUCACCAACGGCUGGUACCCUCCUGAUAAGAUCAGGUACAGCAUCCCUAACGUUUCCGCCGAGAUAAUGGAGCUGAUCGUGGAGUACGCGUAUAACAGACGUGUUAACAUCACGGAGAAAAACGUGUGUAAGCUGCUGAUUGCUGCUGAUUUUCUGUUGGUGAGCAGCCUGGUGAACGAGUGCUGCGCAUUCCUGAAGACUCAGCUGUGUCCUGAGAACUGUGUUAACAUCUGGCGUUUUGCUCACUCCCACUUCUGCGAGAAGUUGAAGCAGCAGGCCUUCCGGUUUAUCUUGCACAACUUUGAGAAGAUGGUGAGCCUCUCUGAGGAGUACCUAGACCUGACGGUUGAGCAGCUGAGCAAGAUCAUUGAGAAGGACGAACUGAACGUGAAACAGGAGAGCGUGGUGUUCGAGGCCGUCUUACAGUGGAUCAAACAUGCACCAUGGAAACGGAAAGCGCACAUAGGAGUGUUACUGCCCAAGGUGCGUCUGGGGCUACUGACGCACGAUUACCUUAUGAACAAUGUGAGCAACAACGUUUUAGUGAUGGACGACAUGACAUGUAAGCCGAUCGUCACCAGCGUUCUGAUGGGCAUCGAUGACCUCAACCCGAGCCUUUCUCUCAGCUCUGCUCUCACGAGAUUCCGCCUGCCCAGCGCCAUUCUGCUGGCCAUCGGUGGCUGGGGCCGCAGGAAUCAAACCAAUGCCAUAGAAGCGUAUGAUACGCGAGCAGCACGCUGGGUCAACGUCACGUGCAACUACGAGAGUCCACGAGCAUAUCACGGGACAGUGUACCUGAAUGGCUUUGUGUACUGCAUCGGAGGACUCGACACUGAGGAUUACAGACAGGAUUACUUCAGCAGUGUGAGAAGGUUUGACCCCAUCACCAGAACCUGGGCUCAGGUGAGCCCCAUGCACUCUCGCCGGUGUUACUUGAGCGUGUGUGGGCUGGAUGGUCAUAUCUAUGCGAUGGGAGGAUUUGAUGGCAUUGAAUAUCUGAACACGGUCGAGCGAUAUGAACCUGAGAAUGAUCGGUGGAGCAUGAUCGCGCCGAUGCACAAACGAAGGAGCAACUCUAGCGCUACAGUACUGAACGGCAAAGUGUACGUAUGCGGAGGGUUUGACGGGAACGAGUAUUUAUUCACGGGGGAGUAUUAUAGUCCUCAAAUGGGAGUCUGGACCCUCAUCCCCCCCAUGAUGAUCAGAAGGAGUGGACUGGGUGUGGUCGCGUACGGAGGACAGGUUUAUGCUGUCGGGGGAUUUGGCGGUAAUAAUGAGCUAAGCGAUGUAGAGGUGUAUAAUCCUCAGACCAACAUGUGGAGAAAAGGUCCAGCCAUGAACAACCAGCGCAGCAACUUCGGCAUUGAGGUGCUGGAUGAUCUCCUGUUCGUUGCUGGAGGAUUUAACAGUACUACCAUCAUGGAUGAAGUGGAGUGUUAUGAUGAGCAGACUUCUGAAUGGCAUUCAGUCGAAAACAUGGGGUAUUCCCGCCGUGCUCUGAGCUGCUGUGUGCUGUCUGGUUUACCCAACAUGGCCGAGUACGCCGCACCCCGAGACGAUCCCUACGGAGUCCCUCAGAGCUCACGGAGCACCAGGGGGUACCUCACACCUCCUGCCAACGUCUGAGUACAAAUAAACCUCUCCCUUCAUCAGCAUCCUUUUGUUCUCGAGAAUCAAAUUAAACAUUCUGAAGCAGUCAAACUACUGAAUUUGCCUUUUGUUUACUCUCUUAU
This is a messenger RNA of Ictalurus punctatus (channel catfish), 2024 nucleotides long. RefSeq names its product kelch-like protein 10. The transcript has a single exon. The coding region runs from base 112 to 1917 and encodes 601 amino acids. NCBI's taxonomy places the organism in Eukaryota, Metazoa, Chordata, Actinopteri, Siluriformes, Ictaluridae. Gene Ontology annotation, molecular function: protein binding. The record is from RefSeq and is a predicted model, not a curated record.